ACUCUCUACAUUGAACAUGUGCAUACAUGAACACCAUGUCAAAGCCGACGCAGCUACGCUUGUUGCUGCUUUAGACAACUUCACAGCAGCAGUCCAACUCAUGAAACACUUGGAGGGCCUGACCUUUGCAUACGACUUCCAAGACUCGAUCACAUCGUAUGGCACGGCUUCCCACCAGAAGCUUCGCAAGACCAGCGCGAAGGAUGAUGCGGAAGGUUCUUUUCAGAAAGGGGUUCCAGGCGGGUUUUAGCUCUAGAGAAUCGAACGACCUCCCACACGGCACAUUGGAAAGCCAACCCUGAUACCGACUGGAAAGCCAACCCUGAUACCGACUGGAAAUCCCCUGUAUGAUGGCCUGAGCGUUCCCAAACCAUAUUAUGGAUCAAGCGACUAACCUCACUGUUAGGAGGACGCUCUUCAGUGGAUCGUGGAUGAAUGCUGCGCGAGUAAGGAUCCCAUAGCGCAGCUGCUUCUGAUCCGUCUUUGCCAGCGACUACGUUUCGUUAACGAUAUUUCCAUGCAAACUACAGCGUACACGGCACAAAACUUCAUCUUGGAUCUCUUCAGUGC
This is a messenger RNA of Paraphaeosphaeria sporulosa, 570 nucleotides long. RefSeq lists its product as uncharacterized. The transcript has a single exon. Lineage: Eukaryota; Fungi; Ascomycota; Dothideomycetes; Pleosporales; Didymosphaeriaceae. The record is from RefSeq and is a predicted model, not a curated record. Bases 17 to 250 code for a protein of 77 amino acids.